AGGAAUAUUCUUCUGUAAGAAAAUUAGGGAGUUGUCAGAGAUGUAAAGCUAAAGGUUCGCAAGAUUGCUUUCGUUUGGCCAAGUGUUUUGAGGUUUUGGGAUUGUUUUUGGAGAUGCUGGUGUUUAAACUUAGUUAUUCAGCAGGUGGUCUGGCAGUAGCUGUACGUGAUAAAGGAGUUUGCUCAUAGCAAGUCCUGUCCCCACUAGGCUAUCAGCAUCUUAGCUUGCUGUUUUCUUUCCAGUCCUUUCUUACUCCUGUUUUUGCAAAUAUUACAGCAGCUUCAACUUCCUUCCUGGGAUGAAAAUCCAUGAGUUCAUCAGCCAAGAUGGAGCUUCAGUUUUGGCCUGAUUUGGUUUCUCUCUUGACAAAGCUGAAUGGUUGGACACUCUUGGUGGUUCUGGUCAUGUUCCUUUUGAUUAUUGACUUUGUGAAAAAGAGACGACCCCGGAAUUUCCCUCCAGGGCCACAGGUCUUUCCUCUUGUGGGAACCCUUGUGGACUUAAAGCAGCCCCUCCACCUCGCACUGCAGAAGCUUACCGGUCGGUACGGGAACAUCUUCAGCGUGCAGUUUGGAAGCCUGACGUUUGUGGUAGUCAGCGGGUACCAGAUGGUGAGAGAAGCUCUUGUCCACCAGGCUGAAAUAUUUGCAGAUCGGCCAAAUAUUCCACUCCUCCAAGAAAUAUUUAGAGGCUUUGGGCUCAUAUCAUCCAAUGGGCAUAUAUGGAGGCAGCAGAGAAAGUUUGCUUUAGCAACACUGAAGAGCAUUUCUGUAAGUUUUGAGGAAAAAGUGCAAGAGGAGAGCCGGUACCUCGUGGAGACGAUUGAGGAGGAGAAAGGACAACCAUUUGACCCUCAUUACAAAAUUAAUAGCGCUGUUUCGAACAUCAUCUGUUCCAUAACUUUUGGGAACCGCUUUGACUACCAUGACAACCGUUUUCAGGAAUUACUGCACUCGCUGGCUGAAACGCUGCUGCUCAUUGGAAGUUUCUGGGGCCAGCUGUAUAAUGCUUUUCCUUUGGUCAUGCGAUGGCUGCCAGGACCCUUUAGGAAAAUCUUCAGGCACUGGGAGAAACUUCAAUAUUUUGUGAAAGGAGUGAUCGCAAAGCACAAGGAGGAUUUGGACCAGUCCGAGGCAGGGGAUUAUAUUGACUGUUACCUGAAGGAAAUAGAAAAGUUUAAGGAUGACACCAGCUCAUAUUUCCACGAGGAAAACCUGCUGUGCUCCACCCUGGACCUCUUCUUAACUGGGACUGAGACAACGGCGACUGCCAUCCGCUGGGCUCUGCUCUACAUGGCCGUGUACCCCCACAUUCAGGAGAAAGUGCAGCUUGAAAUCGACACAGUGAUCGGCCAGUCCCGCCAGCCCAUGAUGGCCGACAAGGAGAACAUGCCGUACACCAGCGCGGUGCUGAGCGAGGUCCUGCGGGUGGGCAAUGUUGUGCCUCUGGGGGUGCCCAGGAUGUCCACCAGCGACACUACCCUGGCCGGCUUCCACCUGCCCAAAGGCACCACCCUGAUGACCAGCCUGACCUCGAUAAUGUUCGACAAAAACGUGUGGGAGACUCCAGACACCUUUAAUCCUGAACAUUUCCUGGAAAACGGCCAGUACAGGAGGCGGGAGGCUUUUCUGCCCUUCUCUGCAGGCAAGCGGGCCUGUCCCGGGGAGCAGCUUGCCAGGACCGAGCUCUUCAUCUUCUUCACAGCCCUCCUGCAGAAGUUCACCUUCCAGGCGCCGGCGGCUGCCACGCUGACCUUCGCCUUCACGCUCAGCCUCACGCGCUGCCCCAAGCCCUUCCAGAUCUGCGCGCUGCCUCGUGACUGAAGGCCGGCGUGGGGCUGCCCUCCAACCCCCUGCUUCAGCCCUCCGCAAGCCAGAAAGUGUCCCUUCGGCCACCCGCCCCGCGGAGUUCGGGCUGAAAUGGUGAACUAUGGGCAUCUCGUACCCACCAGCAGGCGGGUGGCCACGGGAAGGGCAGAGGGCCACAUCUUGCAUGCUGCAGCAAGGACAACCCUUGUGGCUCUUCCCUUCACCUCCUGCCUCCUCCCCUCUAUCAGUUCAACAAAAUGCAUGAAUUUAAAAGCUU
This is a messenger RNA of Falco peregrinus (peregrine falcon), 2085 nucleotides long. RefSeq names its product cytochrome P450 2J2-like. Gene Ontology annotation, molecular function: heme binding; oxidoreductase activity, acting on paired donors, with incorporation or reduction of molecular oxygen, reduced flavin or flavoprotein as one donor, and incorporation of one atom of oxygen; iron ion binding. The coding region runs from base 309 to 1823 and encodes 504 amino acids. The record is from RefSeq and is a predicted model, not a curated record. Gene Ontology annotation, biological process: xenobiotic metabolic process. The transcript has 9 exons. Gene Ontology annotation, cellular component: intracellular membrane-bounded organelle; cytoplasm. Lineage: Eukaryota; Metazoa; Chordata; Aves; Falconiformes; Falconidae.